CGGCCCUAGUGCCUCCCGUGGGACUCGGUGCCAGGGAAUUACCGGACACAAUAGCUCAGGGUGCUGAGGAGCCGCGGAGAUGAAGCGCUUCCUUCGCUCCGGCCAUGAUUCUGUGAGGGAGCGGCUGAAACGGGACCUUUUCCAGUUUAACAAGACAGUGGAACAUGGAUUCCCCCACCAGCCCAGCGCUUUGGGGUACAGUGACUGCCUUAGCCUCAUGGCGAUUGGAACUCGUUCCGGAGCCCUCAAAGUAUAUGGCUCCCCAGGGGUGGAAUUUAUGGGUCUCCAUGAUGAGAAUAACUCUGUGACAAAGAUCAGCUUCAUCCCAGACCAGUGCCAACUCGUCACCGUCCUCGAUGACAACAGCCUCCACCUGUGGUCAUUUCCGCAUCACGACGGGGUCUCAGAACUGCAGGAAGAGAAGAAAUUCACCCUACGUGGCCCCCCUGGGUCUCCUCCGAGCGUGACGCAGAUCAAGGUGCUGUUGCCGCACUCCUCGGGGGAGAAGCUGUACGUGGGCACCGAGGGGGGCAGUGUGUUCAUUCUCGAGCUGCCAUCUCUGCGGGUGCUAGAAGAGAAGACAGUGGGGCAUGAAGCGGCUCUUCAAGGUCUGCCUGACGAGUACAGCAGCAGGAGAGCGUUUGAGUCUGUGGAGGCCUUGCAGGAGAAUCCCCGCAAUCCAGACCAGCUUUUGAUUGGUUACAGCCGCGGAAUGAUGGUGACGUGGGACUUGGUAAAGGGACGCAGCGUGCAAUAUUUUCUGGGCAAACAGCAACUAGAGAACGUUUUCUGGUGCCGCGAUGGGAAGCAGAUAGUCAGCUGUCACAGCGAUGGGGGCUACAACCAAUGGGAGGUCUCAAAUGAGCUAGUACAGGUUUCUCCCAAGGAGAGCAAAGUGCCAUACGGUCCCUUCCGCUGCAAGGCAAUCAGUAAAAUAACCUGGCACACCACGCGCAGAAGCCGGUCUCCGUACGUGGUGUUCCAAGGAGGGAUGCCCAUGGCCAGCUAUGGGGACAGGCACAUCAUAUCCGUGGUACAUGGGAACCAGCAGACUGCUUUUGACUUUACCUCUCGGAUCAUUGACCACGUAGUUAUUGCCAACCCGGAUCCCUCAGCAGAGUACGAUGACCCGCGGGCCCUGCUGGUGCUGGUAGAAGAGGAGUUGGUGAUGAUCGACCUGCAGAGCCCCGGCUGGCCAGUGAUCCAGUGCCCCUACCUCAUCUCCCUCCAUUGUUCAGCCAUUACCUGCUCCCAUCACAUCUCCUCCAUCCCCUUGAAGCUAUGGGAGCGGAUAAUCAGCGCGGGGAGGAAGCAGAACACUCAGUACUCUAACAUGCCGUGGCCCAUUGAUGGUGGCGUCAAUUUGGCUCCUGCGCCCCCUCAGAGGGACCUGCUUCUUACUGGACAUGAGGAUGGCACUGUGCGCUUCUGGGAUGCCUCCGGCAUUUGCCUUCAGCUAAUGUACAAGAUGAGCACAGUGAGUGUCUUCCAGACCGAGUCGGACCACAACGACAAUGUCAACUCCAAUGAGGAGGAAGAGUGGCCUCCACUGAGGAAAGUUGGCUCCUUUGACCCUUACAGUGAUGACCCCAGGCUGGGCAUACAGAAGAUUUACAUGUGCAAAUACAGUGGUUACCUCUCUGUGGCUGGCACGGCUGGACAGGUUCUGGUUAUGGAGCUGAAUGAUGAAGCUGCAGAGCAUGUGGUGGACGAGACCUUAGUAGACCUCCUUCAGGAACAAGAAGGCUACCGCUGGAAGGGCCACGAACGGCUCCAUGCUCGGGAGGACCCUGUCCGCUUUCCACCGGGGUUCCAGCCAUUUGCCCUGGUGCAGUGCCAGCCCCCUGCUGCUGUUACUUCCCUGGCCCUGCACUCUGAGUGGCGGCUGUUGGCCUUUGGUACCAGCCAUGGCUUCGGCUUGUACGACUUUCAGCAGAAGCGCCAAGUAAUGGCCAAGUGCACGUUACAUGCCAGUGACCAAAUGGCGUUGGAGGGUCCCCUGUCACGGGUUAAAUCUCUGAAGAAAUCUUUGCGUCAGUCAUUCCGCCGCAUUAGGAGGAGUCAAGUCAACAAGAGAAGACCAGGGCCUGAUAGGGUGCAAGAGGCCAAUGCUCGAUUUGAGCAGGAAGCUCUGCAAGAGAUGGAACUGGCCCCCGUGCAGAGGCGGAUAGAGGCCCGCUCGGCUGAGGAUUCCUUCACCGGAUUCGUGCGCACAUUGUACUUUGCCGACACCUACCUGAGGGACAGCUCUAGGCACACGCCUUCCCUCUGGGCGGGGACAAAUGGCGGCACAGUGUAUGCGUUCUCUUUGCGGGUGCCACCCACAGAGCGCCGAAUGGAAGAGGCAGUGGCGGCAACGCAGGCUAAGGAAAUCCAACUCAUGCACCGGGCUCCGGUUGUGGGGAUCCUGGUUCUGGACGGUCACAGCGUUCCUCUCCCAGAACCCUUAGAGGCAGCUCACGAUCUCUCCAAGAGCCCCGACAUGCAAGGCAGCCACCAGCUAUUGGUCACUUCCGAGGAGCAGUUUAAGGUCUUUACUCUGCCCAAAGUGAGCAGCAAACUGAAGCUAAAACUGACGGCCACGGACGGCUGCCGCGUGCGCAAGAUGACGGUGUGCACCUACGGUAGCUGCAAGUCGGAGGAGCACAGCGAGAACCACCUGACCAUUCUUACCAACCUGGGGGAUAUUCAGGUGGUGUCACUGCCCCAUCUGAAGCCACAAGUCCGGUACGACUGCAUCCGCAAGGAAGAUGUGAGCGGCAUCGCCUCCUGUGUCUUCACCAAACACGCAGGGGUUUUAUCUAAUCUCCCCUCUGAGUUGGAACGGUUUUCGCUAUCCACAUGCUGGUUGGUGGCUCCCCGUGCCAGAGUGGAUCCUCCGGAGCCCCCUCGUAACUCGCGGCUACGGCGGGGGGGCAGCACUGACCAACCAACUGACAGGUCCAGGUCUUCUGGGACGGACCACACAGGAGGCCAGCGGGCCCAGGGGACACUGAUGGAACAUGCGCUGCUAAAUGACGAGAAGAUGCUGAAGGAAAUCCAGAGCACGCUGGAAGGAACCCGAAUAAGCUACAGCGAAAGGAGUUCCCGGCAGAUGAGCGUUGGACACAGACUGAUCAAUGGGGCAGCAGAGUGAAAUGCUCCCCGAAUAACAGAAUCUGAAAUUCCGGGCUGAAGCCCCCGGUGCCAAGACACUACUGAUCAUUGCACAAUGGAGCCUCUCCGCAGGACUUUACUGUCACGUGCCUUGUGCUGUUCUGCCUGCACAUCCCUUUAGCGCCCCCUAGAGGAAUUUGUUCUUUUAUUUAAUGAUAAUCGUACUACUGCCUUACCCCCCACCCCCCCUGUGCAGAGCAGGCACCACUGGAGGAAAGCAAUCACAUGAAAAAUGGGACUGUAUUUUUUUAAAUUAUGUACCUUAUUUGGUUUUUAGAGGUUUUACAUUUUAUUGGUAUAUUUUAACACCAGUUUUGUUUUUAUACGAUUUUAAUGGAAAUUGGCACGGUACUGACAAUAUGCAUUGGGUGAUAUUUUUAUAAUAGAUAUCGAUUAUGUUGCUUUAUGCAUUUCUGUGGCCAAUAAAUGUAAUUCUUCCUCUUA
Molecule: messenger RNA, 3600 nt
Organism: Xenopus tropicalis (tropical clawed frog)
Lineage: Eukaryota; Metazoa; Chordata; Amphibia; Anura; Pipidae
Gene: llgl2
Product: LLGL2, scribble cell polarity complex component
Cellular component (GO): cytoplasm
Source: RefSeq, marked validated